This is a messenger RNA of Penicillium cataractarum, 1683 nucleotides long. RefSeq names its product nucleoporin FG repeat-containing protein. The record is from RefSeq and is a predicted model, not a curated record. Gene Ontology annotation, biological process: nucleocytoplasmic transport. Bases 1 to 1683 code for a protein of 560 amino acids. Gene Ontology annotation, cellular component: nuclear pore. NCBI's taxonomy places the organism in Eukaryota, Fungi, Ascomycota, Eurotiomycetes, Eurotiales, Aspergillaceae. The transcript is spliced from 3 exons. Gene Ontology annotation, molecular function: structural constituent of nuclear pore.
AUGAAGAAAACAAAUAACCCGGCAAUAACCCAGAGAAGGAGAUAUGAGAAAGGAAAAGGCUGGACUGGUAAACAUCAGACUCUAAACACUUCCGCUCUCCACCAGUUACAGUCCUCGGAACAACAAUCGACCGUCCCGCAAAUCUUAUCGGCAGCACCGCGUGUUGUGUCUCAACCGUCGCAAAGCAGUCCUGCAUUCCAGGCGAUUGGGAACAUGUUCGCACCCAAGACUACCGCGCCUGCUGCAGGUGCGCUGACUAUCAGCACCACCCCGACGUCCUUGUUUGGCACCGCAAACACUCAAAAUACACCGGCUGCGGCAUCGGGCACGACGGCCACCCCAAGUCUUUUCGGCAACACCACCUCCACAGCACAGGCAAAGCCAGCAACCAGUCUAUUCGGAAAUACCCAACAGUCAUCAACCACGGGAUCAAGCAUGUUUGGUACCCAGCAGCAGCAGAGUGGAUCUACCCCGGCCCCAAGCAUGUUCGGUGGCCAGCAACAAACUGCGACAACCACAACUCCUAGCCUAUUUGGUGGCCAGCAGCAGCAGACCGGGACAACCGCAACCCCAAGCUUGUUUGGGAACACCACAUCCACAGCUACCACACAACCCGCCGCGACAUCCGGUCUAUUCGGAGGCACAGCGGCUCAGACUCAGCCAAAGUCUACAUUCAACCUUGGGGGCUCUACCACUGGGGGAGGCCUUGGAGGAGGUCUUGGAGGAGGCCUCUUUAACACUACCCAACAACCUCAGCAACAGCAACAGCAACCCGCGAAGCCCUCACUUGGCGUUUUCAGCAAUCCAGGCGCAACUCAAAGUGCUCAGCCCUCCCUACUCGGACAAAGUACCGCAACGAGCACUGUUGUCCAGGGUGUGAAGGUUGAUGUCAGCAACCUACUUCCCACCACCAAAUUCGAGAGCUGUUCCGAUGAGCUUCGCCGAGAGAUUGAGGCCAUAGACAAUGCCAUUCUCAAUCAGAUGAAGCUAUGCCAUGAAGUUGCAGACAUUCUCCCCACCAUCGAGUCGCAGGGCGCCUCAAUCCCCAAUGAUGUGGACUUUGUGCAGGGCAAGCUGGAGACCAUUCAACAUGCCUUGGAGAACGACGCGAAUGAUAUUGACCAGCUGCGCGGUCUAGUCGCCCGAGAUGCAUCCGAGGCUCAGGUUGCAUUCCGCGCUAUCGAUACCCUCAAGCUGCCCCUUCAGUACCAGACGCCGGGCGGUGGUGGCUGGUGGUCAAUGCAGGACCAAAAGGUUGCCGAUCGAUCCUCUCUUCGAUCGACUCGCAAGAACACCCUUGCGCUGCCAGAUGACGUGGAAGGAGAUCCGGCUACUGCCAAGAGUGUGAACGGUGUUCCCGUGAACCUGGUGGACUACUUCUCCCAGCGCUCCGAUGAGAUGAGCACUGUUCUUGACCGCUACAAGGGCACCAUGAAGGAAAUUGAAGAUCACCUGCACGGCGUGGAACUCAACUUGAACCGCCAGAUCAACGAGUUUGUCAGCAAGUCUCGCGAUGGGGCGAGUGCCGGAACUCCCAAGUCGGUCAUCAAUGAACUGGCUGGUGUGCUGGGCGAUGUGGAGGCUGGCAUCAUCGGUGUUGCGUCCCGUCUAGGGAGCGUGCAGGAGCAAGUCCAGGAGAUGACACUCGGCCCACUGUCGGCGGAGAGUCGAUUUGGGCACUGA